CGGGGGAGGGGACUCCUUUAACUUAGUGGCUCGGCGUCUGGGACCCGCGGUGACAUUCCGCUCCGCUCAGCAAGCAGGCCAGCGCCUCCGGUCAGGAGAGGGAGAGCAGCGCAGAAGGUCCGCGCAGAGCCACCGCCGCAGGGACCGACCGCGGGUCCUGAUGGCGGGAACCGAGUCCCCCCAAGAUGUGUCCCAGCCGUCGCGCUUGCCGCAAGGUUUCCCCGUCUCUGGCGAGCUCCUUGCCGCCGCCCUGCUGCUCCUGGCCUUAGUCUAUCUGAUGCCCCGACGCGCCAGGCGACCUGGAGAGCCUCCCUUGAUAAAAGGUUGGCUUCCUUAUCUUGGUAUGGCCCUGAAAUUCCAAAAGGAUCCAUUAAAUUUAAUGAAAACUCUUCAGAGAAAGUAUGGUGACAUUUUCACUCUUCUACUUGGGGGUAAGUAUAUAACUUUUGUUCUNGACCCUUUCCUCUUCCAAUUUAUAGUGAAAAACCCCAAACAAUUAAGCUUUCGUAAGUUUAGUAAAAGAAUAUCAGCUAAAGUUUUCACUGUCAAGAAGAUGAUGACUGAUGAGGACUUGGGAGAAGAUAUUCACGGGGCCUUUCAUCUUUUACAAGGCAAAGCUUUGGAUAGUCUCUUGGAAAACAUGAUCCAGAUUCUAAACCAAAUAUUUGAGUCCAAGCUACUAAAAACUACAAAUUGGAAAACAGAAAGAAUGUUUCCAUUCAUCAGUUCAUUGGUAUUUGAGACCACAUUUACAACCAUAUAUGGAAAAAUCCUUGCUGGUGACAGGGAAAAAAUAAUUGGUGACCUAAGAGAUGAUUUUUUUAAAUUUGAUGACAAGUUCCCAUACUUGGUAUCUGACAUACCCAUUCAGUUUCUAGGAAAUGUAAAAUCCAUACGGAAGAAACUUAUAAAAUGUUUGACAUCAGAAAAAUUAACUACGCUACAAGGAUCCUCAGAAAUUGUUCACAGGAGGCAAGAUAUCCUGGAGAAAUAUUAUAGGGUUGAGGACUUUGAAAUAGGAGCACAUCAUCUUGGCUUGCUCUGGGCUUCUGUGGCAAACACUAUUCCAGCUAUGUUCUGGACAAUGUAUUAUCUUCUGCAGUACCCAGAAGUCAUGAAAGUACUGCGUGACGAAGUUGAAGGCUUGCUGCAGUCAACAGGUCAAAAGAUAGGGCCUGGACUUUCUCUCUGCUUCGACAGAGAACAAUUGGACAGCCUGGUCUGCCUAGAAAGCACCAUCCUGGAGGCUCUGCGAUUGUCAUCGUUUUCAAGUGUCUUUCGUUUUGUUGAAGAGGAUAUGUCUCUGGAUUUGGAGAUUGACAAAUACUGCCUGCGGAAGGGAGACUUUGUAGCCAUCUUUCCUCCAGUGGUACAUUGUGACCCUGAAGUCUUUGAAGCUCCAGAGGAAUUUAGGUUUGAUCGUUUCCUAGAAGAUGGUAAGAAGAAAAAAAACUUUUUCAAACGGGGAAAAAAGCUGCAGUACUUCAUGAUACCAUUUGGACUCGGAGCCAGCAAAUGUCCAGGCCGAUACUUCGCAAUUGCUGAAAUUAAAAUGUUGUUGAUUAUGUUUUUAACUUAUUUCGAUUUAGAAGUAAUUGACAAGAAGCCUAUAGGACUAAACUACAGCCGCUUGUUUUUUGGUAUUCAGCAUCCCGAUUCUGAUAUUUCAUUUAGGUAUAAAGCAAAAUCUUAGAGGAGCUAGAAGGGAGGAAAAGGAGUCAUCAAAGUCAACCUCAAAGUGCUAAGCUCUUCAAUUUAUUUUUAUUUCCUGCAAAUGCAAUUGCCAUGCUCAUUUGUUUGAAAAGAGCUAAUUUGUAUUUGAUCAGUCCAGUUUGUGCUUGGUCACAAAAUCUAUCAUAAAAUAAAAAAGGGUGGUGGCUUAAAAAUGGGCACAGAGAUCAGCCUCAUGAUAAGUUCAAAAUA
Molecule: messenger RNA, 1923 nt
Organism: Nannospalax galili (Upper Galilee mountains blind mole rat)
Lineage: Eukaryota; Metazoa; Chordata; Mammalia; Rodentia; Spalacidae
Product: 25-hydroxycholesterol 7-alpha-hydroxylase
Exons: 8
Coding region: 161-1693 (510 amino acids)
Biological process (GO): bile acid biosynthetic process; cholesterol homeostasis
Molecular function (GO): iron ion binding; oxidoreductase activity, acting on paired donors, with incorporation or reduction of molecular oxygen; heme binding
Source: RefSeq, a predicted model, not a curated record